AUGCAACGUCCCUCAAAACAUGAAUUUUUUUUCAGUAUGUGCUGUCAUAUACGCGCACUACUGCAUCCUUAUCGAGCUCAUCAAGAGCUACAACUAAAGAAAGUACAACUUCUGUUACCACCAGCAAAUCAAGUUCAACCUCUGUUACCACAAGCAAACCGACCGCUGCAGUAUAUACCAGUACUCCAGUCUACUGCAUCCUUAUCGAGUUCGUUAAGUGCCACAACCAAAGCAGGUACAACGCCCGGUUCGAUGAAUGACGGACGCGCUGAUGGAGUGACCACUCGUUACUGGGAUUGCUGUAAAGCAAGCUGUGCGUGGUCGGGGAAAGCGAGCGUAAUAAAUCCAGUUCAAACGUGUGAGGCCGAUGGUGUCACGGUGGUCGAUGUCGAUGAACAAAGUGGGUGCGGUGGAGGAAAAGCGUACGUGUGCAACAAUCAACAGCCAUGGAACAUCUCCACCCAGUUGUCGUAUGGAUUUGCUGCCGCUCACAUUGCCCGACAGGAUGAAUCAAAUUGGUGUUGCGCUUGUUACUCGCUGGUGUUCACAUCGGGAGUGAUCAUUGGUAAAGAGUUGAUCGUUCAAGUGACGAACACUGGCGGCGAUCUGGGUGACAAUCAAUUCGAUUUACAAAUGCCUGGUGGUGGCGUAGGUAUUUUCAACGGUUGCACAUCACAGUUUCCCAGUACUCCGACAUCUGCGUGGGGUGAACAGUACGGCGGUGUCACACAGCGAUCACAAUGUGCACAGCUCCCGAAUGUUUUGCAGAGCGGGUGCUACUGGCGUUUUGACUGGUUUCAAAAUGCCAAUAAUCCAAUGAUGAGAUUCAAACAAGUCACGUGUCCCGAUGUUUUAAUAUCAAAAACACAGUGUAAACGACAGUAG
This is a messenger RNA of Didymodactylos carnosus, 885 nucleotides long. NCBI's taxonomy places the organism in Eukaryota, Metazoa, Rotifera, Eurotatoria, Philodinida, Philodinidae. The record is from the annotation of a GenBank genome assembly.